AGGAGAAACGCACCGACUUCUCAAAUGUCAGGCGAAGGGUGGAGAGUCGAUGACGUUCGACGCUCGCAGAAAGGGAGGGGCAACGAGAAAGAAAGGGAAGAACUUUUUCCGACAGGGUUUUUCUUCUUCUUCCAAACAGAAUUUCCAAACAAAACGUGCUAAUAUUGUGGCUUCAGACUCUGAAAGAAUGUUGCGAUAAACAAACGAGAGAAGAGGAGGAGGACAGUUAAACGAGAUCAUCUUCCUCCCUGCAACAGAUGACAGCAUUAAACACUGACACUGACACAGCUUGAAGUCGGUGGCCUAUUGACAGCAUUAAGACAACAUCUCCUCGAGCAUGACGUCUGAACUGGAUUCUAGUUUGACCAGCAUUGACUGGCUCCCACAGCUGGGUAUCAGCACCUUGCGUUCAGGGAAAGAAAGAGUGGAACGGAAAAAAGAGCGAGGAAGAGAGAAGGAUAUCCCUCUGAUACCCGCACUGUCGCCGGGGUCGAACUCCAAAGUGAAGCCCCCUCACAGCUACGCCACCCUGAUCGCCAUGGCCAUCAGCUCGGCUCCUGAAAUGAAGCUGAGUUUGAAUGAUAUUUACACUUGGAUCAGCGAUACGUUUCCGUAUUACUGCAGAGCAGGAAGAGGAUGGAAGAACUCAAUUCGCCACAAUUUGUCCCUCAAUAAAUGUUUCCGGAAAGUUCCUCGACCUCAGAGUGAUCCUGGAAAGGGAUCAUACUGGACAAUGGAUGUACCGCCUGAAUCCACUCAACCGAGAGGAGUCAAACGUCCUUAUACUGAUGAUGAACAUGUAGUAACUCCUUUCCCAGAGACACAACUGCCUGCCAAUCAACCGGAGCCCCUCCCCCCUCAGCCAGACACCAAGAGCACAUUCCCUCCUCCUCCAUGCAAGCAACGUCCAGCCAUCCCAGUUCCCUCAUCUCUUCCAUCAAACCCUCAUGCUGAUCCUCCUCUUCGCUUCUCCUUUGCUGAUUUGAACCUUCCAGAUCUGUACAACUCCUUUCAGUCGCUCUGUCGCUCCAUGAGAGAGAAGGUCACUUCCCAAUCGGACGUUUCCACUUUACUUGGACUCACCCAUGAUAGUACACCCCUUCACACCCCAACCCUGCCUCCUCUCUCCCCCUGUCCAAACCCCAAUAUUAACCAGUUUAUCAACCCAAACUCAACUCAUAUUCCAAACCUCAAUACCAACGGUAACUUCAAUCCAAAUGCACCCCAUAGCUUUAUCCCCACCCUAAACCCAAACCAGAACUCUAGCAUUCAUCCAAACUCGAGCACUGAACCUGACAAGGUGCUUCCCAACGUUGUUCCUGCGGACUGGUUCAGUAACCCGGACUCUUUGAGAGAAAGUUUCAGAAUCGCCAGUAGUCUGGAUUGGGCAAACAUUGACCUCUCUUGUCAUCCUGACCUGUUAGAAAGCAUGCGUCAGGCCGAACUGCGAGAUUGGGCUCUGGAUCCAGCACUCUUCACCUCGCUCUGUGAUUCGCUCAACCGUUUCUUCACUCACAAGGGUCUCAUUGGCUCGUCUUCUGGUGGUCCAUCUUCUUUCGGACACAUGGCACCACCUUCUGUCAAUAUGCCCCCCACUAACCCUCCCACACUGUCAAGUUUAACUCAACCAUCUCCACUCAUUUACCCCUCCCAGCUCCCUCCUGGCAGCGGUGAAGCUCCUCUACAGGGUCCCAGGAGGAACCUGACCCCUCUUGCCCAGAACCAGACCACACAGACCCCAGGGGGACUGCAGCCCACCACCAGCCAGCCCAUGACUCCCAACGCACUUCAUACUCAACCGUUGACGCCAUCUGCCCGUCCACCCCUGAAGACUGGCAUCAGUGAAGAAAUCCAGGACGAUUUCGACUGGGACUCUUUGAUUGAAUAGAAUUGAUUGUUGGCAGACAUGCAUAUAAAGUAAAAGAAAACAUGAGCCAUCAGUGAAAAAAGCAUCAAUAUCUGUCAACAUGAGGUGAGGCCAGCUAGUUCAUCAUAUUUCAUACAUGAAUGGAACAAAAGCAGAACCACCUUAACAUUGACCAUCAUUCAGGUCAAGCACAUCGUUGUGAACAAUCAGAAAAUGCAUCAAGGUUUACCAAAUGCAGUGCAGUAAAGGUAUCAUGUUUGUUCCUGUUCUGCUCCAGAUCUGGAAGUCAGGGGUGGAUCAGUUCUGACAAUGUUUUCUUUAAUGUAACAUCCGUUUUCUCUUAUCCCAAGUUAUACACAGAUGGCUGCCUUUUACGUCAGUGUAUUACAGUGUAAAUAACGUUAGCACUUCGAAAAGCCAGAAGACCAUGGCUGUAUUUUUGCUGAAUGCUGAUACAGGCUUUUCCUACUCGUAAUUAGUCGGUUCAUAAAAAAAAGUUUGACCAAAG
Messenger RNA from Danio rerio (zebrafish), 2375 nucleotides. The record is from RefSeq and is a predicted model, not a curated record. NCBI's taxonomy places the organism in Eukaryota, Metazoa, Chordata, Actinopteri, Cypriniformes, Danionidae.